UCCCAGUUGUGAGUCGUAUUGCUUCGAGACGUUCGUUCAGUGUUGAGCGGUGAUCUUGUGGAGUCAGUUCGUUAAGACGGAUAUUUUUAGACGGAGCUACGGUCUUUGAGAAAAUUAAAAAAUAUAUACAUAUAUGUAUAUGUACUUGGUACGGUUGUGUGUGUAUAAUAAUAUGCAUAUUGUAUAGUAUAUGUAUGCAAGAGUGUGUGUGCCUACAUAAAUAUAUAUAACUAACUAACUACAGACAGCAUAAAUAUUUUAUGUACAUGCAUACAUACCGCCAUAUGUGCUAGAGGAAAAUGGGUUUUUAUCAACAACUGGACUCGAGCAAUGAUCUUACCCUGGAACUUUAAGCACUGCCAAAAAUUCACUACCAAACUUCACAGCAAUUCAGGUGGAGUUUGAACAACAAUGCAUUUGCACACACGCAAUGCAGGAAGAACUAUUUCAUAAUCAGCAACGAAGAACGAAGAAGAGGUCACCGCGAUAGAGUUUUUUUUUCACAUAUACAAGAGGAAGUUAAUACGCACACAACUACGCUUUUCUGAGAUUACAAUAGGCUAGUAAUCUUAUGGAAUAAGUUUCAAAAAAAAACCAAAACAACAACGAACAGCACUGAAGAACAGCAAUACAGCAUACUAAAAGUAAAGCUUGUGUACUGAUUUUAAAUCGCGCCUGGUUACAACCGGAAAUUGCAGAAACUACAACGACACACACACAAACACGCCGGCACACAUUUAGCUCACAUUCACAUAUAAUCACUACUAAAGAAUUAUUGGAAAAAUAAAUCUUCUAUAAAACUAUACAAAGGCACAGAACUGUUCGACGAUCUUCGUCGCCGAUUGUGGUGUCCACAUAAACACACACGCUACCAUAACCACCACCACCACCACCGCCAUAGCAAACAUAAUCACCGCCAUAAUUUCACUCCAAUAAUGUCGCCGCAACAACGCGGCAGCGCCUAUGCUAGCCGCCUCUACAACAAGAGCAACAACAACAGAAACAUCAACGCGCUUAUCGCCUUUUGCUGCUUGGUACUGCUGAGUAGCUGUGCGUUGCUGACACAGGCGCAACGCCUCACUGGACGACGCGAUCGGCCACUAAAUACGCCCAGAGAGUACAAGAAGACACAUCCAUGCGAACGCUCCUCCUGCUAUCCGGCCACGGGUAAUUUACUCAUCGGACGUGAGAAUCGCUUGACCGCCUCAUCGACGUGCGGCAUACAUGCGCCAGAACGUUUCUGUAUAUUGUCGCAUUUGCAGGAUAAAAAGUGUUUCCUUUGCGAUACGCGCGAAGAGACGCGCAAUGAUCCCUACAAGAAUCAUCGCAUUGGACAAAUUAUCUAUAAAACGAAACCGGGUACGAAUUUGCCCACUUGGUGGCAAUCGGAGAAUGGCAAGGAGAAUGUGACCAUACAAUUGGAUUUGGAGGCGGAGUUUCAUUUCACCCAUUUGAUCAUCUCGUUCACCACAUUUCGGCCGGCGGCCAUGUUGAUUGAGCGUUCAUUUGAUUUUGGUCAAACUUGGCAUGUCUAUCGCUACUUCGCUUACGAUUGUGCCGAAUCGUUCCCCGGCGUACCGACUGUGUUGCGCAAUAUCACCGAUGUUAUGUGUACGUCGCGUUAUUCGAAUGUGGAGCCCUCGCGCAACGGUGAGGUCAUCUUUCGUGUGCUGCCGCCGAACAUUAACGUCUCCGAUCCGUAUGCCACGCAUGUGCAAAAUAUGCUAAAGAUGACCAAUCUGCGUAUUAAUUUCACGAAGUUGCACAAAUUGGGUGACAAUUUGUUGGAUAAUCGAUUGGAGAUGGAGGAGAAAUAUUACUAUGGCAUUAGCAAUAUGGUUGUGCGCGGCUCGUGCUCUUGCUAUGGCCACGCCUCACAAUGUCUGCCACUGGACGGCACUGAGUCGCCGGAAUACGAUAUGGUGCAUGGACGCUGCCAGUGUACGCACAACACCAAGGGUUUGAAUUGCGAAACUUGCGAGGACUUCUUCAACGAUCUGCCCUGGAAGCCGGCGUUCGGCAAGCAGACUAAUGCCUGCAAGAAGUGCGAGUGUAACGAUCACGCUGUGAGCUGUCACUUCGAUGAGAAUGUCUUCGAGCAAUCCGGCCGCAUUUCGGGUGGUGUGUGCGACAAUUGCAUGCACAAUACACAGGGUCAGCACUGCGAGGAGUGUAUGCCUUUCUUCUAUCGCGAUCCCGAGCAGGACAUACGCAGCCCGGAGGUGUGCAAGCCUUGCAAUUGCGAUUUGAAUGGUUCGGUGGAUGAAGGCAUUUGCGAUUCAGUGAACGAUCCCGAAAAUGGCAUCGAGGCUGGCGCUUGUCACUGCAAGUCGAAUGUGAAGGGACGCCGUUGCGAUGUGUGCAAGGAUGGAUUCUGGAAUUUGAUACCCGAAAACCCAGCUGGUUGUGAACAAUGCACGUGCAACACGCUCGGCACCAUCGACAAUUCGGGCUGCAACAUGUACACCGGUGAGUGUACUUGUAAGCGCUUGGUUACCGGCAAGGACUGCAAUCAAUGCGCGCCACAAACGUAUGGUCUCUCUGAGUCGGAGGAUGGCUGCACGCACUGCGGUUGCGAUGUUGGCGGCUCAUACGACAACUUCUGCGACGUUAUAACGGGUCAGUGUCGCUGUCGCCCGCACAUGACUGGACGCAAUUGCUCUCAGCCGAAACAGAAUUACUUCAUACCACCGCUCUAUGUGGUGCACGAUGUAGAGACCGCGGAUGUGUGCAUAUCUCGCGGCAAUAACGGCAAUUGCACUGUUGUGCCAUAUCCACCACUGCCCGACCGCACACCCGACUACACUGGUGUUGGAUUCACGCGUGCGCCGGAAAAUUCCGAAUUCAUUAUAACCGUCGAUGACAUACCAAGCUCCAUGCCGUACGAUGUGGUGAUACGCUACCAAACCACUUCGCGCGACGACUGGGAGGAUGCUUACAUAACGCUUGUGCGUUUGGACGAAGUAGACCCGGAGGGAGUGUGCGCACAGGCUGUGCAACCCGGUUCGAGUGUGUACGAGACGCAUAUACCCUUCAGUUUGCCCGAACGUGACCGUCAGGUAGUGGCGCUGCGCAAUGUUUGCCUGGAAGCCAAUAAGGUAUACAAGUUCAAGAUACAUUUUGAACGCCGACGACACAACGAAGACAAUCCCACCGCCACCAUUCUGAUCGACUCACUAACGCUUAUACCACGCAUCGAAGUUACUUCCGUCUUCUCGGGCUCGCCCGCUGCGGACUUGCGUCGCCGCGAAUACAUACAAAUGGGCUGCAAUCAGUCGCUUUAUGACAUACGCUACAGCAGUGUCGUGGACCCACGUUGCAAUGAGUUGGCGGACUAUGCAAGCACGGAAAUUCACGAUGGUGCCAGCCAGUGUAACUGCAACCCUACAGGCGCGCUUAGUAAGGAAUGUGACCCACAUGGUGGCUUCUGCCAAUGUAAACCGAAUGUGGUGGGACGUCAGUGUGAUCAGUGCGCGCCAGGCACUUAUGGCUUCGGCCCGGAAGGCUGUAAGGCUUGCGACUGCAACAGCAUUGGUUCGAAGGAUAACAACUGUGAUCUGAUCACGGGUCAGUGCGCCUGUCAUCCUAACACAUACGGACGUGAGUGCGAUCAGUGCCAGCCGGGCUAUUGGAACUUCCCCAACUGUCAGGCGUGCGAGUGUAAUGGACAUGCGCAGCAAUGUGACGCACGCACUGGUCAAUGUAUCAACUGUUUGGACUUCACCAGCGGCUAUGCGUGUGACAGCUGCUUGGAAGGCUACUACGGUAAUCCCUUUUUGGGUAGUGAAAUCGGUUGUCGCGCUUGUCGCUGCCCCGACACUGUGGCCAGCGGUAAUACACAUGCCGACGGCUGCUCGUUGGAUGCGCGCAACAACAAUAUGAUCUGUCACUGCAAGGAGGGCUACGAUGGUGCACGUUGUGAGGUGUGCGCAGACAACUACUUCGGUGAUGCCGAGACGCCAGGUGGCGCGUGCGAAAAAUGCGACUGCAGCAACAACAUCGAUCUCUACGACACAGGCAAUUGCGAACGACGCACAGGACAGUGCUUGAAGUGUAUGUAUGAUACGACCGGUGAUCAUUGCGAGCUUUGUCGCGAUGGCUUCUUUGGCGAUGCGCUGCAACAAAAUUGCGUGCCAUGUGAUUGCGAUUACUUGGGCACUAACCAGACAAUUGCGCAUUGCGACCGGUUCACCGGUCAAUGUCCCUGCUUACCCAACGUACAUGGCAUACGUUGCGAUGAAUGUGCGGCCAAUCAUUGGAAGAUCGCUUCAGGCGAAGGCUGUGAGGCGUGCGAAUGUGACCCGAUUGGUUCAUCGUCCGAACAAUGUAACCGUUACACCGGGCAGUGUGAGUGCAAAGAUGGCUUCGGUGGACGCGCGUGUAAUCAAUGUCAAGCCAAUUACUGGGGCAAUCCGAAUAGGGAGUGCCAGCCUUGCGAGUGUGAUCCCUACGGGUCGGCUGACUACCAGUGCGAUCGCGAGACGGGACAGUGCGUGUGCCACGAAGGUAUGGGCGGCUACAAGUGCAAUGAAUGUGCGCGCGGUUAUCAAGGACGCUUCCCACAUUGUGCGCCUUGUGGUGAAUGCUUCAACAAUUGGGAUUUGAUACUGCACGGACUGGAAGAUGCCACGGCCGAGGCCAUACAACGCGCCAAGGAUAUCAAAUUGAUUGGCGCAACCGGCGCAUAUACGGCGGAAUUUAGUACUUUGGACAAGAAACUGCAAAAUAUACGCGAUCUGCUGCAGAACACCACCGUUAGCUUGCAGGACAUCGACGCGUUGGAUAAGGAAGGCGCUGAGCUGAAGGAGAAACUGCAGGCUUCGCAUACCAAAUUAGUGGACACUGAAGACAAUUUGGAGAAUAUUUAUUCUUCGUUGAGUCUGUCCACUGUGGAGUUGGAAGCUUUGCGUAAUCAAUCUGAGCUCGUAAAGAAAUUGUCAAAAGAGCUGAAAGAGAAUGGCAUACAGCUGCAAGAGUCCAACAUCGAAGGUGCACUCAAUUUGACGCGUAACGCCUUUGAGCGUGUGCUCGACCUGUCUUCAGUUAAGAAUGAGGCCGAGGAUUAUGCUGCCAACACCGAGCGCAACUGCAAGCGCGUCGAAACGCUGGCAAACAAGAUCAAGGAUGAGCACGACACGAUCACGGCCAACGAUGGCAUCAUUGCUGACUACCGCAGUGAGCUGACGUCCCUUACCGCUAUGAUACCCGGCUUGAAUAACGAAGUGUGCGACAAGAGCGGCGAUCCAUGCGACUCGUUGUGUGGCGGUGCUGGUUGUGGCUCCUGUGGUGGGCUAUCUUGCGAGCAAGGCGCAUUGACACGCACCGAGAAGGCGCUCAAAGUGGCCAAAGACACUGAGCAAAUAAUCAAAGACAAGAAAGAUGCCGCCGAUCAAACUAUACGUUCGCUCUUCCAGGCCAAAGUCAACGCCUCCGAGGGUUAUCUGAAGGCCAAGAGCGCUUUCGAAGAUGCCGAACGUUACCUCAACCGCACCAAUGACAAAAUUAAGAAGGGCGAGGCGAUGAUUGAACAGCUCGGCAGCUUCCUUAACAAUAACACUGCAUUGCCGACGGAGAGUCGUGACCUAGCCCAGCAAACACUCAAGCUCGACCUCAAAUUAGAUCCCGAAGAGAUACAAAUGCUGGGUGGCAAAAUCAAUGACGCUGUUUCUUCACUCAAAAACGUUGAAUUGAUUAUUUAUAAUACGCGUGGCGAUCUGGCGCGCGUCAACAAUCUGCAGGCAAAAGCGAAUACGACCAAAGAAACAGCAAACGAAAUACUAGAUACUGCCAAUUCGGUGGUGAAGAAUCUGGACGAUGCAGAUGCUUCGCAACUGAAGGCCAAAGAUGCCAUAUCACAAGCUAAUGUCAAUAUUGAACUGGCGGCCAAGGAUUUGGAUCAAAUCGAUUUAGAGACGAGUGAUGCUGAGGCGCCUGCCAAUGCCACUGCACAGCAAGUGGAGGAUCUGGCCAAGCAAGCCAGUCGCAUAAGCAAGAAUUUGCUGAAGAACGAAUUAGAUGCACAGGAAAUCAAGAAGGAAGCAAAUGCCGUAAAGGAGGCCGCACUCAAGGCGCGCGAAUACUCCAAUCAAUUGCACUCCGCCACCAAUUUGGUCAAUCAAACGCUUAGCGAUCGCGCGCGUAAUUCGGAAAGUGCACGCGAACGUGCCAAGCAGCUAUUGCAACGCGCUUCCAAACUGACAGUGGACACAAACGAUAAGUUGGCCCAACUGCAGCUGAUGCAAGAGAUAUACGCGGAAAAGAAUAGCACUUUGCAAAAACUGCAAGACGAUUUGAAGCCUUUAAACGAAGAGCUGACUUUGUCGCUGCAAAAGAUACAGGAGCACGCCGAUCGCUAUCGACAAUGUACGGGCUAAGGGCUAAGCGAGCGCGCGCAGUUAGUUGGUAGCAAAAGCAGUAAUGUUGCACCUUAGCAUUUAUGUAUACUUAAACAAUAGCCUUUGAUAACUGCAAUAAGACAAAAUGCCUAUUAAGGCCCUUUGAAACAAGCACAAACCAAAAAUGUUCACUCUAAAGCCAGUGCCAGUGUUUAAGUGCUCAGUAUAUCAGCUGCGGCUCGACAAAAAAAAAAAAAAAUUUUUAUGUAAUUGUUUUUAUCUUCUGCCUGUUCCAUUUGUAACAUGCUCAAAUUUGUACUGUAAACCGUUUGGAUGAAAAAAAAAUAUUAAUUUUAGUUCAAAGUAAAGAAGGUCAAAAAUCAUAAAUGAAAGCUAAACGUGUUUGUUGUAAGAAAAUGUUAUGUUUAAAAUAUUAAAAAAAAAAAAAAAUUAUUUUACUGUAUGUUUUAGUUUAUUUAAAGCCAUCUCUAUGAAAUAGCAAACAAUAUGAAAUAUUUUAGCAAUACGACUAUCAAGCGUUUCUAGUAGAAAUUGCUGUUCAUUUAUUUACAUACAUACACACAUACAUAU
This is a messenger RNA of Rhagoletis zephyria (snowberry fruit fly), 6926 nucleotides long. It is a transcript of the gene LanB1, whose product is annotated as laminin subunit beta-1. Gene Ontology annotation, biological process: basement membrane assembly; animal organ morphogenesis; axon guidance. Gene Ontology annotation, cellular component: laminin trimer. The record is from RefSeq and is a predicted model, not a curated record. NCBI's taxonomy places the organism in Eukaryota, Metazoa, Arthropoda, Insecta, Diptera, Tephritidae.